Messenger RNA from Puma concolor (puma), 1906 nucleotides. NCBI's taxonomy places the organism in Eukaryota, Metazoa, Chordata, Mammalia, Carnivora, Felidae. The record is from RefSeq and is a predicted model, not a curated record.
GACCACAGCCAAGAUCUGCCCAGCAGCUGGAAUGCUUUCCUGAGCUGCUUGGUUUGGAGCCUGGGACCCAAGACCCAGGCAGCUAUUCCAGGAACUGGAAGCCAAGCACAACAGGUGCUCAGGAGGUCAUCAUGAUCAGCCUGGACCCCAGGCCUUCCCCUGGCUUGGCCCGGUGGGCCGAGAGCUAUGAGGCCAAGUGUGAGCGCCGGCAAGAGACCCGUGAAAGCCGCCGUUGCCGCCCCAAUGUGACCACUUGCCGCCAGGUGGGGAAGGCGCUGAGGACCCAGCAGAGAGAGCAGCUCCAGAGAGCACGACAACAGGAGUUCUUCAGGAGGAGGAACCUGCAGGUGGAGGAGAAAGGCAAGACACAGAGUCCCAGGGCCAAGGAGCACGGUCCCUCGAGGAGGCCAGGCCAGCCAACUGACCUCAAGGAGCCCUUUUCUUGGGCCAGCAGGAUCUCCUCCUCCCCCCGGCAGCAGGUGUCAGGAACCAGCUCUGACGCCUUUCCAACCCAGCGUCACCCUUCCUCAAGCACCCAGAGGGAUCUGGCUCACCUCUCCUCCCAGGCUGGGGGCCUUUCACCACAGGACUCUCCCAUCAAGAAGCCACCCACACACCACCGUGGUAAGAGCUGAGCCUCCCUCCCUCACUGGAGCCUGAAGAAAACCUUGCCACAGCAGGCUCAGCUUGCUGGCAGUGGAGAGGAAAUCAUCCAGCUUUCUGAGUACCUCAAAGAGGCCCUCCAAAGGGAACUGGUUCUAAAACAGAAAAUGGUGAUUCUCCAAGACCUACUGUCCACGCUGAUAAGGGCCUCUGACAGCUCUUGGAAGGGCCAGCUUAAUGAAGACAAAUUGAAGUGCAAACUGAGAUCUUUAGAAAACCAGCUGUACACCUGUACCCAGAAAUACUCCCCUUGGGGAAUGAAAAAGGUGUUAUUGGAGAUGGAAGACCAGAAAAACAGCUACGAGCAGAAAGCCAAGGAGUCGCUGCAGAAAGUGCUGGAGGAGAAAAUGAGCGCAGAGCAGCAACUGCAGAGCGCGCAGCGGUCCCUGGCUCUGGCUGAGCAGAAGUGUGAAGAGUGGAGGAGCCAGUAUGAAGCUCUGAAGGAAGACUGGAAGAGCCUGGGGACCCAGCACAGAGAGCUGGAGAGCCAACUCCAUGUGCUUCAGUCCAAACUGCAGGGAGCAGACAGUAGAGACUUACAGAUGAACCAGGCUCUGAGACUUCUGGAGAAUGAGCACCAGGAACUGCAGGCCAAGAUUGAACACCUGCAGGGGGACAGAGACCUGUACAGCUCGGAUACGCAGCACCUACAAGAUCAACUGAAGAGGUCAGAGGAGGAGAAACUCGCCCUGGUGGCCAAAGUACAGCAGCUGCAGAGUCUGCUUCAGAAUCAAUCCUUACAGCUUCAAGAACAGGAGAAACUCUUAACAAAGAAAGAUCAGGCUUUGCCUGUGUGGAGUCCAAAGCCCUCCCAUAAGGAAGUGGAACCUGAGGGUACAGGGAAGGAGAAAGAACGGGAUUUCAGAGACCAGCUGCAAAAGAAGACUUUGCAGCUCCAGGCCAAGGAAAAGGAGUGCAGAGAACUGCAUCUGGAGUUAGACAACCUCAGCGACGAGUAUCUCUCCUGCCUGCGUAAGCUGCAGCACUGUCGAGAAGAGCUGAACCAGAGCCCACGGCCGCUUCCCAGAAGGCAAUGUGGCCAAUGGCUCUCGAUGCUGAUGGUAAUGAUUGCCAUAGCACUGGCAGUGUUCCUGGCCAACAAGGACAGCCUGAUGAUCUGAAUCACUUCGGACAGCUGCCUGGGUGAAAAUCUGAAGCAAGAAACUCAAAAAACUCAGAAUGUUUACAUACUUUAGAGUGUGGGUUUUCCCACAGAGAUUUCUGACUUUAUUAUUUUUUUUAA